GUUGGAACACCCACGGAGGCCAGCGGGAGAUAUUGGCCGACUUGUCUCUCCCCUGCUUCUCUCCUCUCUCUCUCUCUCUCUGUAAAGUGCUGGAGAGUGGCGAUUCUCUCUUGCUCCGCGGAUUAGAAGAAGCGUAAAGAGCCGUGCGAUCGGCGCGUUCCUUACUCGUUUGGACUUUCCUCAUUGGCUGGAACUCGACCGUUGAGUAGAAGCAGUCACACAUCGGUUGCUCUUCCUCCAUUGGUGGCGGCGGCGAUUAAUCCUAGGUCUUCACUAGCUUCCCGAUCAUGCCUUGGAGUGUGGUGAAUGAUGGCGAUGGUAUGCCCAGGAUUAUCUUGACGGAGCCUAGUGGCUCCUCCGCCGAGGUUCUUUUGUAUGGCGGGCAGGUUGUGUCCUGGAAAAAUGAUCGGCGAGAAGAGUUGCUUUUUAUGAGUUCGAAGGCAGUUUUGAAACCACCUAAAGCUAUCAGGGGAGGAAUUCCUAUAUGUUUCCCUCAAUUUGGUAAUUUGGGAUCCCUGGAGCAGCAUGGCUUUGCAAGGAACAGAUUGUGGGCAAUGGAUAGCUGUGCAUCUCCAUUACCUCCUCCCAAGAAUCAGUCUACAAUAGAUUUAAUUUUGAAGUCCCAAGAAGAGGACAUAAAGACAUGGCCAAGAAGCUUUGAGUUACGACUGCGUGUUAUUUUGAGCCCUGGCAAGCUGACAUUGAUUCCUCGGGUGAGGAAUACCGAUAAUAAACAGUUUACAUUCACUUUAGGAAUGCGUAAUUACCUCUCUGUUUCAGACAUCAGUGAAGUCCGAGUUGAGGGAUUGGAGACACUCGACUACUUCGAUAAUCUUAUUAAAAGGGAGAGGUUCACAGAGCAGGCAGAUGCAAUUACGUUUGAUGGGGAGGUAGAUAGAGUGUAUUUGAGCACGCCUGGAAAGAUAGCCAUCAUUGACCAUGAGAAGAAAAGAACUCUUGUUCUGAGGAAGGAAGGCCUUCCAGAUGCAGCUCUUUGGAACCCAUGGGAUAAGAAGGCUAAGGCUCUCCCCGAUUUUGGCGAUGAGGAUUUCCAGGUCAUGCUAUGCUUGGAUUCUGCAGCUGUCGAGAAUCCCAUCACUCUCAAACCAUCAGAAGAAUGGAUGGGCCGCCAAGAACUCUCCACCGUGCUGUCAAGCUACUUCAGUGGACAGCUCGACCCUCGCCAAGUUCUCGCUGGAAAAUAAUCAUCAUCGCAUUCUAUUUUGCAUGGACAAUCAUAAAAGAACCUCAACCUUUAGUCAAGCUGCUUCAUUGGACAACUCAAACGUUUACAAAGUUCUUGCUGGCUUCUAACAGGUCAUUGCAUUCUGUUUUAGUAUUUAGCAUGCAGAGGUUCAUGAAAUUGUGCAUAGUUUCAUAUAUUCAUACUUUUUGUUUAUCUGCUGGUAUGUUUUCCUGUUAUGGUGUCAUUGGACUUGUGAUAGAAUAUUUCAGAACAGUCAGUAGAGAAUACCUUUCUCAGUUGCAUCAUUAUUCAUUUUGUUUAGGAAAAUUUGAGCUUUUGUAUUUUUCUACCAUGAGUGUUCUCAUAUUCAUUAUGAUCA
This is a messenger RNA of Dendrobium catenatum, 1565 nucleotides long. RefSeq names its product putative glucose-6-phosphate 1-epimerase. Gene Ontology annotation, molecular function: carbohydrate binding; isomerase activity. Bases 288 to 1205 code for a protein of 305 amino acids. The record is from RefSeq and is a predicted model, not a curated record. NCBI's taxonomy places the organism in Eukaryota, Viridiplantae, Streptophyta, Magnoliopsida, Asparagales, Orchidaceae. Gene Ontology annotation, biological process: carbohydrate metabolic process. The transcript is spliced from 9 exons.